AUGCUGCGCCAUAGCAGGCGAUGGUUCCUGUCACUUCUGCUAUCCUGGUCCUCGUUCCGGCUCGGUCGAGCCGCGACUUGUGACGAGCAGUACAGGGUCGUCGCGGGUGACAGCUGCCACGGCAUCGCAGACAAUCUCGUCAUCCCGUUUUCGCAGCUCAAGGCCCUCAACGAGAAUCCGCACUGCAAAACCCUCCAGCCCGGUCAGCUGCUCUGCGUCUGGGGAGACGCCUACCAGUGCCACAACAUCUACAUCGUCGGUCAGGGCGACUAUUGCGAUGCCAUCGCCUCGGCAGCCGGCCUGACCCUCGCGCAGCUGCAGGCAUACAAUCCCGACGUGAGCUGCGACAGUCUCAGCGUUGGUUCGGUCUUCUGCCUCUCGGAUCCCUACAACCCGCCCCUGCAGCAACCCAGCGACCCGAACUGCUCCCGCUACUACACGGUCGCGUCCGGCGACAGCUGCCACGGUAUUGCAGACAAGCUUCACAUGCCGUUUUCGCAGCUCAAGGCGCUCAACGAGAACCCGCAUUGCUUGAACCUCCAGCCGGGCCAGCAGCUCUGCGUGACCGGAUCAGCGUACGAGUGCGCGUGGUCGUACCGCUACACUGUUCAGCUGGGCGAUUCAUGCUCGCAGAUUGCCGCCGACCACUCAAUCAGCCUCGCCAACCUCGAGCUGUACAACCCGGACACGUCGUGCUCUUCACUGUCCGUGGGCUCGGUCAUCUGCGUUGGCAACCCCUACGGCCAGCCCACGCCGAUUGAGCCCCCGGAGACGAUGCCCGAAAACUGCAAGGAGAGCUACACGGUCAAGACUGGCGACUACUGCUACCAGAUCGCAACCGACCAUGGCCUAUCGGUCGAUGAGUUGCAAGCGCUGAACCCGACACUCGACUGCGCGCUCCUGGCCAUCGGGGCCCAGGUGUGCGUCGUGCCGUCCGUCAAACCGCCAUCCAGCACCGACUGCAUUACCUACGACACCGUAAAGCUAGGCGACUCCUGUAACGCCAUUGCUCAAAGGAACCAGAUCACCGAUUUCUACCUCCUGAAGCUGAACCCAGACGUGGGUCAAGACUGUGCCGAGCUGACGGCGGGCGAGGGCAUCUGCGUCGACUCGUCGCUCAACGUUUGCGGAUCCACUACGGCCGUUGCCGAGGGCGAAGGGUGCUACGACAUUGCUGGACGCACCAACAUCACCCUCGAGGCGUUCCUCGACCUCAACCCCGGCGUCAGCUCCGACUGCGGCAACCUGCAGCCGGAGGAGGUGGUCUGCGUCGCGGCUCGUUUGAGCUACCCUUCACUCUACAACUACACGUGCAGCCGCACUUACACCGUGCAGCCGGGCGAUACUUGCAACAAGAUUGCCGCCAAGCUCGGCCUCGCCUCAGCCCAGCUGGCGGGCCUCAACCCGCACGUCUCGUGCUCGAACCUGAUCGCGGGCGAUCCCCUCUGCGCCUACUCUCCGCAAACCAACGUCUGCCCGCAGCUGAGAUACGUCGUCUCGGAUGACUCCUGCUACAAUCUCGCCACCAACGCAUCAAUGAGCCUCGUUCAGUGGCAGUCGAUCAACACCUACAACGGCAUCGGCGUCGACUGCACCAUCCUCCCCGUCAACGACAUCGUCUGCAUGGCGCCUGGGAACGCGACCCUGCCAGAGCAGCCGACCGGCCAGAACGAAGUCCGGCUGCCCCUGUGCUCGACGUGCAACUUCAACUCGCACUGCUGCUCCCAGUACAGCAUGUGCGCACCGCUGGCGUCAAGCCUGUGCUCCCGCGACGGCGGAUGCCAAGCCAACUGCCAAGAGGAUCCGGGCGUGAUCAUCCCGCAGAACCCUGACGCCUUUCCGUCCAACGAUCUGCCGACCAACUUUACCGGCGGCUCGUUCGCGAACACGACGGUGCCACGUUGCGCGUCGUACGAGUGCCUCUACCGCUCCACCGAGACCGACGCCGGCUCCUGCAUGAAUCAGACGACGUACUGGUGUCAGAGCGGAACCGAGGGAUGCGUCUCGAACUGUCUUGAUCCAUCUCAGCACAGCACCGUCAACCUCGUUCACUACUUCCCGGUGCCGACCUUUGCCCCGCCUUCAGGCAACUUUGAUCAGUGGGACGGCAACCCAUGCCAAGACUCGUGCGGUGCCUCGCAGAGCUGCACGUUCGAGCUGCGCUGCGUCGACCUAGACCCCGACACGGAUGAGUGCUACACAUCCUUUGGGUGUCUGUACAACUGUUAUGACGUGCACUGGUAUACCGAGGAUGAACAGUAUGAGGCCCAGCUUAACGGAACGUCGCUUCCACCCUCGAUCACGACAAAAAUUCUGGUUCCCUCUUCCACGCUCUACACUGCAACUGCCUCGCCGACUUUGCUCAAAAGGAGGAAAGAGUCUCGUCGGCUGUGA
This is a messenger RNA of Pseudozyma flocculosa PF-1, 2394 nucleotides long. RefSeq lists its product as uncharacterized. The record is from RefSeq and is a predicted model, not a curated record. Bases 1 to 2394 code for a protein of 797 amino acids. NCBI's taxonomy places the organism in Eukaryota, Fungi, Basidiomycota, Ustilaginomycetes, Ustilaginales, Ustilaginaceae. The transcript is spliced from 8 exons.